CGGCCCCGGUGUAGCGCGGCCGGAAGCGUAGGCCCCUGGAGAAGGAGGAAGCCGCCAUCAUGGGCGACAAAAUGGAUAUGUCUUUGGACGAUAUUAUCAAGCUGAACCGGAGCCAACGUGGUGGUGGCGGCCGGGCUGGCGGUGGUCGAGGCCGAGGAAGAGGAACCUCUGGCCGCGGUGGUGGUGGGACCGGCCGAGGUGGUGGUGGGCGGGCGGGAGGUGGCCCCCUGCGGAACAGGGCCGCCCUCGCCCGGGGAGGCGGCAGAAACAGGCCUGCACCCUACAGCCGGCCAAAACAGCUCCCUGAUAAGUGGCAACAUGACCUGUUUGAUAGUGGAUUUGGUGCUGGCGCUGGUGUGGAGACAGGUGGGAAACUCCUUGUCUCUAAUCUGGAUUUUGGUGUCUCCGAUGCAGAUAUACAGGAGCUUUUUGCAGAGUUUGGGACGUUGAAGAAGGCGGCAGUGCACUAUGACCGAUCUGGUCGUAGUCUAGGUACAGCAGAUGUACAUUUUGAGAGAAAGGCAGAUGCUCUGAAAGCUAUGAAACAAUAUAAUGGAGUCCCCCUAGAUGGACGUCCUAUGAACAUCCAGCUGGUUACGUCACAAAUUGAUACACAGAGGAGACCAAUACAGAGUGUAAACAGAGGAGGCAUGACCAGAAACCGUGGUGGCUCAGGUGGUUUUGGUGGUGGUAACAGACGAGGCAGCCGUGGCAGCAGAGGCAGAGGUAGAGGUGCUGGCAGGAGUUCCAAGCAGCAGCUCUCUGCAGAAGAACUGGAUGCACAGUUGGAUGCUUAUAAUGCCAGGAUGGAUACCAGUUAAACCAGUUGGCGCAUCUUGUGCAUGGAAAGGACUGCAGACAUCUCAUUCCAUGCUCCCCAGGGGGAGGGGAAGGGUGUAUGGCGGCUACUAAUAUCAAGGAUGGAAUUUGUUUUACUUUUAUGUUUUGGAAUAGGUUUUAAACUCAUGUAAAGGUUUCUUUCUUUUUUUAAAAAUUCUGAAACAGAUCUGUUUUGUACUGAGUUAUUUUUGGGAAAAAUUUUACUGGUUGCCUGUUGGGCCUUGGUGUCUUUUUCACCUUGGCAGUAAUAAAUUAGAAAUGUGUCUAGAGCUGUAAAUGUCUGCUUCCUGUUGCAGCUGAAGCCUAGCCUUGGGGCUGCAGGAGCCAAGAUUUGUUGGGGAGCAGGAAUCUGCCUGCAGGCCCCUGGUGACAGAGUUGGUGCUGAGUUGCCCUUCCCAUGGGGAGGGAUUCUGCUUUCUCAGGUCUCUCUCCUCCACUAUGUCCCAGUAGGGGCUUGUAAACUUGUACAUCCCCCCAUCUCCUGUGUGCUGACUCUUCUCUUUUUGUCUGUGCUAAAGCCAACCAGUGUGACUGCUUUUUGCAGGGAAGUGGUGGUGGGGUUCUGCAGUAAAAUAGCUCCACCCUCUGCUAUGGAGAGGGAGUGAAUUUCUUGUUAAAGUCGUUUUUGUAUUUAACACUUGAUUCCAAAGUUCAGUGCUGGUCCCACCUCAGUAUUUUUACUGUAAAAUAGUUGCUGUGAAUUCAGUGACUCCAACAUGCCAAGUAAAGAUUUAGUCUUUCAACUCGCAAUUUCACAUUGAAUUCUUUUUUUAAAAAGUAAAUCUGUUUGUCAUUUUUUACAGUGUACUCUGGUCUCACAACUUCCAAUACAUUGGUAUAAAACUGUGUUCAGGUUUUUGUGAAAUGGGGAGGAUGGAAAUGUACAUCACAGUAAUGUGACAGUGGUUUUUAUCUUGUGUUGGGAUAAAUCCAGAUUUGUUGGAAACAUGGUGACAGUCCCAUCCAAGGGCACAUCCCAUAUUCUAAGACUCCAGCCCUUUUAUAUGAAUUCUAAUACAGGAACGAACUUUCCAUUUUAAAGAUGUAAACCAUUAAUGUGUUUGCCACCCUAACUUUCUAAUGGUGGUCGGGGCAGAGAGAAUAAGAAAGCUUCAAUACUUUGAAAAUGUGGAUGUGGUGAAAUACCAAAGUUUCUUGUGUAUAACGACCAGUGCAGAAGAUCCUUGAAUGUCUCUGGUAAUAAACUAUAUAGCAGUGGAACAAAUGUAAGAUACUUGCUGGAUAAUGUGAGUUGUCAGUUACUUGAUAUUCACAGUUUGUUUGCUUUCAUAUCAGUCUUUAUAAAACAUUAAUAACUACUGUAAAUAUAUUACUCCACUGAAGGCCUGUAAUUAUGAUCUUAUGUGGAAGAUAU
Gekko japonicus is the source of this 2215-nucleotide messenger RNA. It is a transcript of the gene ALYREF, whose product is annotated as Aly/REF export factor. The coding region runs from base 60 to 821 and encodes 253 amino acids. Gene Ontology annotation, biological process: mRNA export from nucleus. The transcript has 6 exons. Lineage: Eukaryota; Metazoa; Chordata; Lepidosauria; Squamata; Gekkonidae. Gene Ontology annotation, cellular component: nucleus. The record is from RefSeq and is a predicted model, not a curated record. Gene Ontology annotation, molecular function: mRNA binding.